Molecule: messenger RNA, 336 nt
Organism: Coniophora puteana RWD-64-598 SS2
Lineage: Eukaryota; Fungi; Basidiomycota; Agaricomycetes; Boletales; Coniophoraceae
Exons: 7
Coding region: 1-336 (111 amino acids)
Source: RefSeq, a predicted model, not a curated record
AUGUCUUCCAUUUCCAUUGAGCAAGAAGUUUUAGAAGCAACAUUCAACCAGAAUAAUAACCUCUUAGAUGCAUGUGCCAUAACUCUGGCAAUAUACGACUACUUGCUAAACCUUGACGCUGAGGGAAAGAAGAUCACAUGGACAACCUGGCUGUAUGCAGUGAUGCGCUACCUUGCAUUGGUCUUAGUCAUAUUAGAAAAUAGUGAAUAUCAAAACCCCAUUCAUACCUGCACGUCUAAUACCCUCCUAAGUUCAGGACGUAGGCAUACCAAUUCCGGGAACGAUGUGAGUACUGUGGAUAUGUGCAUGAUCAUUCUUCUGAGCAAGGGGUUUUAG